AUGCUGAAAGGAUCUUGCGGUUUGGUUGAACUGGCCUGGACUGAAGGCCCUGGCUCAGGAAAUGAAAGUACUGCAACAGAUGGAGUGGAACUGGUAUCAUUUUGCCCUGAGAUUAAGGAAUCAGAACUUGAUAUCGAAGGCGCCGGAGAAGCAUUUGAACCGGAGCUUGGUGAAGCAGCAUAUACACCCGCACGAUUAUUCGGUACUGCUAGAAGUAUGGGAGGCGUCUGGUUUUUAAGGUAG
This is a messenger RNA of Orbilia oligospora ATCC 24927, 243 nucleotides long. RefSeq lists its product as uncharacterized. The record is from RefSeq and is a predicted model, not a curated record. The transcript has a single exon. Lineage: Eukaryota; Fungi; Ascomycota; Orbiliomycetes; Orbiliales; Orbiliaceae. The coding region runs from base 1 to 243 and encodes 80 amino acids.